UGGAAAUAGCACGGGGCGGAGAAGUAAGUCGGGUUAGCUUUCGACUGACAGGUCCUGUGAGAUUCGACAAAUUCUAUCUAAACGUUAAAGAAUAAAAGAAAAAACGGUCCAUUUCUUAUUAUCAUUAAAAAAAAUAAUAAUAAUAAUUUACUAGAGUUGAAAUAACGAUAUGUCACGGAAAAAAUGUUUACAAAUCAAAUGUGGCUGAUGAAGCUCAAAUUAAGCCCCCAAACCACUGUAGCUACUAGAGGAUGCACAAGUUAGCUAAGGGUCUGAAGAAAAAGAAAAAGCAGAAGAAGGGAAAAAAGGGAACUGAAGAAGACGAGUUUAAUCCAGAAGAACUUGAACGUUAUAGACGUGAAAGGGCCGAGGCCCAACAAAAAUUAGCCGAGGAAUCUACUGAUGCAAACGCUUCUUCAUCGGACGAGUGGAGAAAAUUUGAAGCAUUAACAGCUGGUGUUGAUUCAAUUCUUAAAAAAUCACAAGGUGAUCUUGAUCGUAUUAAAUCAACUUCAUUUUUUCAACGUAAAGCUCCACCUGAGGAGAAAAAACCUGACAAUAAAGAAUUAGAAGAAACAAAAAAUCAAUCAAAAAAGUGGAUUGGUUUUGAUAAAGACGGAAAUCCCAUUGAAGAAAUACAAGAAGAUAAAGUAAUAAAUGAAAUUAAUGAAGAUGGUUUUGUCAAUAUUCCCGACGAUGAAGAUGAACAAGAAGAUUCAUCAGAGGAAGAUAUUUUUGACACAACCUACAUUGAUGUUUUACAAAAUACAGAAGUUCAAUUAGCCUAUAUACCAGAGAGUCCAACUGAAGAAGACGCUGGUGACGAUCCAUUCGAUACAACUAGUGCUGAAAAAGUUUUAAAAACAGUUGAUAAGAAAGGAAAAAAAUUAGUGAGUCUUGGCAAUGCUGUUGAAGUUUUAGCUGGUCGUAUCGAUUACGUGAGCACUUGUAAACUCCAAUCAACUGAACCACAAAAACCACAGAAUUUACUAUUGGAUGACGACGUUUUUUCCGAGACUGAUAAAAUUCUCACUAUCAAUUCAGAUCCAAUUGAAAUAAAUAAAACACUUUUGGAUGAUGACACUGACAUACAAGAUUUACCAGAAAUUGACAUAACUAAUUUACCAACAAUAAUACCAAUUGUCUGUUCAAGUGAGGAUAAAACAACAAAAAUAAACGAAAACAAUAAUAAAACUGAGAUUGAUAUUUCCGAAUUUGAAAUACUCAAAGAAAGUACAAUUCUCGAAGAAAUUCCCGAUUUAGAUGACAGUGAAUUUGAUUUAAACGCCACUGACGAGGUAAUUAUUCUCCAAGAGGCUGAGGAUCCAUUUAGCUCAAAAGAAUGUCCAACUGAAUUUCAAGAUGAAAUAGUUGAAGCAAGUUUUGAAGUUGCCACAUUUGUUAAUGAAGAAGAUCCAUUUGACACUGCAUUCGCUGAUAAUAUUUUACCUGGUAAAACAGAAUUAAAAUUUAUUGAAAAAGAAUUGGAAGAAUUACCCGAAUCAAUUGUAUCAAUAUCAUUAACUGAUUCAACGGGACAUAAUAAAGAACGUGAAAUUAAAUUAUUAACAAAAAAUUCUGUACCAUUAUUAAAUAAUUCUCUAGAAGCAGCGAGAAAUAAUUUACUCGAUAGUUCGGCAACAGAUUUAAAUCAAUUAGCUGACGAACCAAUAAAACCAUCCGAGGAAUUAACAUACGUUGAUCCAUUUGAUACAUCAGGUGUUCAAGAACUUCCACCAGGUAAAACUGAAUUGAAAUUUCUCGAAAAAGAAUUAUUGGGCGAACCUCAUGAAUCACUUGAUGAUGAUGAUUUUGAUCCAAGAAAAGAUGAAAUAAAUCCAAUUGACAAUAAUCAAUCUCAAAAUCGUAAAACUUCGAGGCCAGAAGUUCUUGAGGUGACUCAACAAAAAGCAGUUGCUUUUGAAAUUCCCACACCAUCAGGUCGAUUAGAUCUUUUAUCAACGAGUAAAGAGGAAAAAAUAUUACCAUCAAAACCAUUGACACCUUAUUAUUGUCAAAAAUCAUUUGAGGAAACAUUUGAAAGUGACAUUGAACAAGAAGUUGAUCCAUUUGAUACAAGUUUUGUCGUUAAGGUUGCACCAAGUAAAGUAGAAUUAAAAUUAAUUGAAUCUGAAUUACUGAAAGCAGAGACACAAUUACCAAAUAAUAAUCAACGAUCAACCGAAGAAGUUAUAAGCCAAUAUACAAAACAAAAUUCAGUGACAAAAGUUAUUGAAAGACAAGAGAGUAUACUUGAUUCUGAAAUAACAGUUGAUAUUAAACCUUUAACACCUUGUAUUGAGAAAAAAAAUUUAGAAGAAGAAAUCACAUAUUCUGAUCCUUUUGACACGUCAAUUGCUUCCAGUAUUUUACCAGGUAAAGCCGAAUUAAAAUUAUUGGAAAACGAACUCAGUCAAGUUCCUGAGAAUCGUUUUAUUCCACUUAAUCUCGCACAAGUAUCUUCUAGUAUCAUCGAAGGAACUAAUAGUAAUUUAAAGGAAUCCACUGACUUCCUUUGCUUAGACGCCAAUGAUACUGGCGAUAAAAUACUAACACCUUUACAAGAGGAACAAAUUUUCGCCCAAGAAGAAGAAGAAAUAGAUCCAUUUGACACCAGUUUCGCAUCAGUUGGACUUGGCAAAACAGAAAUCAAGCUAUUAGAGUCAGAACUGAUUAACUUAGAAAAAGCCUAUCCUAAAAUAAAAAUGGAGUCCAAAGGUGGAAAUCCUUUCUUAAUUGAUGACCAAUCAACUGUGCAGGACACAGGUUUAUUUCAACAGACAUCAAAUCCUUUCCUUCAAGAAUUUACCGAGCCAACCACAACAGUUGGCGAAAAUCCAUUUUUAAAUUUCACCGCUGAUCAAUCAUAUCAGCCACCAUCAUUGGAUUCAACAAAUCCAUUUGCAAAUCCAUUUGCCGCUGAAUCAACGAGCAUUGAAUUGGAUUUAAUUAAUAACAUACCUACCUCUGAUGUAUUAACUAGUCAAAUAGAUGUUACAACUACAAAUAUUUUUCAAGAUGAUACAAAACCAGAUAUAUUUGUCCCUAUUGAUGAUACAGAUAAGCCUAUUGUCAAAACAUCACCAUCACUCCCAUCAAGACCACCACCACCAAAACCACCGGCAAGAAAUACAAAAGAUCUUAUACUUUCUGUUACCGGUGCAAUGGAUGCAACAUCAAGUCAAAUGUUGGAUCGUCUACAACAAACGAGAACACCAAGUCCAACAUUAAUGCAUUCACCAUCGCCUACACCCGAGCAUAGUGUUGCUGAUCUUUUAGAUGUUGAUUGUAGUGUACCCGACAUAUCUUCUGAUGAUAGAAAACAAAUUGAUGAUACAAAAAAUCGUGAUAUUAUGGACAUCUUUGAUGUUACAAAUACAGAAACAAAUUCUGUUAAUCCAUUAUUGUCAGAUGAUACAACAUUCCCUGAGAUGAUACAAGAGAAUAUAUUUACCAAUAAUAUUCCAAUAAAUGAAACACUAAUUGAUGAUUCAAGUAUCGCUAGUUCUGUGGAACAUAUUCCAACAACCGAGGUCACUGUCACUGAUACCAGUCUAUCCGGAGAAUCUGCAAAUUUAUUUUCAGGUACGGAAUCAACAAUGCCUGAUUAUUUAGAAUCAACGACGCUACCAUUAAAUUUGAAUGCAAAUGAACAACCUGUAAUUGACGAAAAGCCCAUGUCACCUGGAUCUGAUAUAUUAUCAUCGUCCGAUGUAAAUUUGUCUUCCGUGACUGAAAAAACAACUUUUGGAGUUCCCGAAAUGGGAACAGCAAUGUUUUCAGCAAUAUCACCAACAAAUACCAGUGAAGGUUCAUUUUUCACUUCAAUUGAAAGUGUUUAUACACGUGACAAUAUAAACGAUGCAACAUCAAUAAAUAUUACAGCUACUGAUUCAUCAAAUGCAAUCAAUGAUUUGGAUUUUAAAACAACACCAACAUCAGAUUUUGCAAAAAAUGAAAGUUACUUUACAAAUGAAAUAAAUAAUUUUCCAAAUGUCAUGGAAGAAACGGCUGAUUCUUUCGAUGCAUUUGCAUCGAAAUUUGAUAAAGCCGCUGAACCAAGUUCAAAUAGUAUUUACGAUCCUUUCUCCGGUGGUUCAAUGGGAAUGGAUACUUCCGACGAUGUAUGGGGUGAUUCAACAGUUGGAAGUACAGAUGCUGCAUUCACUGGAUUUGAUGAAUCAGAUGGAUUUGAUUCUUUCUUGAGUAUGACGGCACCACCUCAAGAAACUAAAAUGAAACGAACUGAAUCUGCUGAAUCAGACGAGGCUCCUGAUUUUAGUGUUUAUAUCAAACCUAAAGAAGGAGAGCAAUUGAGACAAAGUGAAGAGGGUCCAGUUCCAAUUCUUGCACCACCACCAAAAAGUCCACAAAAUUCUGCUUAUUCCGAUGCAACAUUGCGCUUUAAUCCAUUUGAUAAAUCCGCUGGUUUUGCUCAAGAGGCUUAUGUACCAUCAGACAUUCCACAAGCUGAAGUCAAACGUACCGAUUCACAGGAAACACCGCCGACACCGCUUUUCGAUGAAGAUGUAAGUCAGCCAUUGGAAGAUUUUCCACGUGUUACAUAUACAGGCGAUGGUUGGGAAAUGCAACUUCGUCAACCAAAUAAAAAGAAAAUAACAGGACAAAGAUUUUGGAAGAAAAUAUUUGUACGACUUGUUUAUCAAGGUGAUAAUCCGGCUGUUCAAUUGUUUCAAAGUAAAGAUGAUAAGGAUCCAUUUCAAGAGUUACCAUUAUUACCAUGUUAUUCCGUAUCGGAAAUUGGUGCCCAACAAUUUGAUCAUUAUGGUAAAAUAUUUACGGUUAAACUUCAAUAUAUUGUCUAUAAGGAGAGACCAGGCGUUCGUCCCGGUCAAGUGACAAAAGCUGAAAGAUUAACAAAUAAAUUGAGUCAAUUUGCUGCAUAUGCGAUUCAAGGUGAUUAUCAAGGCGUUAAGGAAUUUGGUAGUGAUUUGAAGAAAUUAGGUCUUCCUGUGGAACAUGCACCUCAGAUAUCACAACUUUUUAAAAUAGGAUCUCACAAUUAUGAGGAUAUGAAAGAAUUUUCUUCGGCAAUUGAAGAAGCACUUUUUAGAUUAUCAGCUCACAGAGAUCGUGCAUUGCAAUAUAAAAUGGAGGAAGUUCAAAUAUCGGUUGUUGAUGAACUUUAUGUUGAACAACAUGCAGACGGUCAUGUAGAAAAGCAAAUAGCUCGCGUUCGACUAUUUUUCUUAGGUUUUCUCUCAGGAAUGCCUGACGUUGAAUUGGGUGUGAACGAUAUGAGAAGACAAGGAAAAGAAGUGGUUGGUCGACAUGAUAUUAUUCCAGUUGUCACUGAAGAAUGGAUACGAUUUGAAAAUGUUGAAUUUCACUCUUGCAUUCAACAAGAUGAAUUUGAAGAUUCAAAAAUUAUAAGAUUUAAACCACCUGAUGCGUGUUAUAUUGAAUUGUUGAGAUUUCGAGUAAGGCCGCCAAAAAAUCGUGAAUUGCCUCUUCAAUUGAAAUGCGUUUUUUGCGUCACGGGAAAUAAGGUUGAAAUAAAAGCGGACAUAUUGGUCCCGGGUUUUACAUCGAGAAAAUUGGGUCAAAUUCCCUGCGAAGAUGUUAUGGUACGAAUACCAAUUCCUGAAUGUUGGAUUUAUUUAUUUAGAGUUGAGAAACAUUUUCGUUAUGGUUCAGUAAAAUCAGCUCAUCGACGAACGGGUAAAAUUAAAGGCAUUGAAAGAUUUCUUGGCGCUGUUGAUAAUCUUGAACCACAACUUAUGGAAGCAACAUCGGGUCAAGCGAAAUAUGAACAUCAACAUAAGGCUAUUGUAUGGAGAAUGCCACGAUUGCCUAAAGAAGGACAGGGAGCUUAUACAACGCAUCAAUUAGUUUGCCGUUUAGCAUUAACGUCAUAUGACCAAAUUCCUCCAAAUUUAGCACAGUAUUGUUAUGUUGAAUUUACAAUGCCAGCAACACAAGUAUCACACACAACUGCUAGAAGUGUUAGCUUCAGAAAUCAUGACAGUGAUGAUCCACCGGAAAAAUAUGUACGAAAUUUAUCUCGACACGAAUACAGGGUUGGUAUUGAGCAUACAAAAGGUGAAGGUCCGGGCGCUUAUUUAACUGCAACGAUAGCUAAACCAAUUCCCGAAUCAACAGCAGAAACACAUGAACCAGCACCAGCUGAAUCCGACUCUGAUUCCUCAGAAUAGUGCAAUAAAAUGUAAGAUUAUGAUUUUUUUUUAUUUUUCAAAUUUGCGAGAAGAAACAAAAAAAAAAAAGUGAAGAAAAUAUAAAUGCGUAUAGUAAAAUAAUAUGAGUUUUAAUGAUGAAAAUAUAAGUUAUAGAGAGAUGUACCUAGCUAUAUAUAUAAUAUAUGUUGCAAAUUAAUGUAAAAUGUUGAAACUAUUCUAUAUAAUAAUUUAUAAAAGAAAAGGCUUGGUUUUCCGCUUUUGUGUUUGCAAAUAAUUGGAUUGAGAUUGAUUGUAUACUGAAUCUAUUUAAAUUAUAGGAUAUAUAUAUAUAUAUAUAUUUAAAAAAAUGUACAAGAGUUCCAUUUGUGAAUUAUUAUAAAAAAAAUGAAGGCAAAAUUUAUAUGCGGGCGUUAAAGACGAAGUAUCGUAUCAAUGUAACAAAAUAGAAAUUAUAAACAAGAUAAAAGGCGUGUUAAAGUA
This is a messenger RNA of Leptopilina boulardi, 6638 nucleotides long. RefSeq names its product protein stoned-B-like. Gene Ontology annotation, biological process: intracellular protein transport; clathrin-dependent endocytosis; synaptic vesicle endocytosis. The transcript has 14 exons. Gene Ontology annotation, molecular function: clathrin-cargo adaptor activity. Gene Ontology annotation, cellular component: AP-2 adaptor complex; synaptic vesicle. Lineage: Eukaryota; Metazoa; Arthropoda; Insecta; Hymenoptera; Figitidae. The coding region runs from base 252 to 6176 and encodes 1974 amino acids. The record is from RefSeq and is a predicted model, not a curated record.